AUGAGCCGCCGUUCCUCGCCAGCGCCGCUGGAUGACGGCGACCUCCUGGAGGAGAUCCUGCUCCGCCUGCCUCCUAAGCCGUCGUCCCUCCGGCGCGCAUCCAUCGUCUGCAGGCGCUGGCGUGGCAUCCUUGCCGACCGCCGAUUCAUUCGACGCUUCCGCAAACACCACCGGAAGCCUCCUCUCUUGGGCUACUUCGACAGAAAAUAUGAAGGGGCCGACUUCACUGCGAUGUCAGGGUUCACCGCCAAUAUGACCUCUAUCCCUCGUCUUUGCCACCUCAACCUCGUCGACUGCCGCCACGGUGUUGCCCUUUUUCUUGAUCAUGCACUCUGCGAGAUCCUCGUGUGGAACCCUAUCGCCGGCGUCCGGCGCCACGUGGCUUUUCCACCUUGGCUCAACAAUCGCUGUGAUUGCGUGGUCGAGACUUCCGCAGUGCUCUGCUCCGCCUCCGACGAUCUCCCGGUGCAUGGUGAUUGCCAUUUGAGCGCAUUUAAACUAGUAUUGGUUGGGGAAUAUCCUAACCAAGCAAAGGCAUUCACAUGUCUCUAUGAAUCCAAGUCUGACACAUGGAGAAAAGUUAUCACGACAGCGGCUCGAUAUGCGGUUUAUGUGAACAGGCCCAACGUCCUAGUUGGAAAUACACUUUGCUGGUUACUUUACAGCGCAGACCUCCUUCAGUUUGAUUUUGGAAAUCAGAAGUUUGUUGUGAUUGAGAAGCCAGCAGACGCCUAUGCUCAUGUCAACUGUUAG
Messenger RNA from Triticum turgidum subsp. durum (durum wheat), 753 nucleotides. The record is from the annotation of a GenBank genome assembly. NCBI's taxonomy places the organism in Eukaryota, Viridiplantae, Streptophyta, Magnoliopsida, Poales, Poaceae.